This is a messenger RNA of Boleophthalmus pectinirostris (great blue-spotted mudskipper), 2628 nucleotides long. It is a transcript of the gene atg14, whose product is annotated as autophagy related 14. The transcript is spliced from 13 exons. Gene Ontology annotation, cellular component: extrinsic component of phagophore assembly site membrane; phosphatidylinositol 3-kinase complex, class III; autophagosome. Lineage: Eukaryota; Metazoa; Chordata; Actinopteri; Gobiiformes; Gobiidae. The record is from RefSeq and is a predicted model, not a curated record. Gene Ontology annotation, biological process: cellular response to starvation; autophagosome assembly; mitophagy. The coding region runs from base 1 to 1890 and encodes 629 amino acids.
AUGCGUCACACCCGGGUCUGGCCCGGCUUUAGCUCGGCUUUAGUCCUUUACACGGUCCACCCGGACACAUCAGCUCCGCUCCGCGGGCUCGGGCUGCUCGGGACGCGGCGGGAGGUCGCGGGUUUCUCGGCGUUUCAUGUCUGUGAGUCAGCGUUAGCCGUUAGCUUAGCUCCAUGGCGCUGCCCCCGGAGCGCGCGGCUCCUGUGGCCGGAGACCAGCCCCCUCAGCCCGGGGACAGACCCGCAGAGCCCGCGGACAGACCCUCCGUGCUCCUGGAUCGGCCUCCGCCGAGGCCUCUGCCCGGAGACAGACACUCACUCCCCGGAGACAGAGCUCCGCUGCCCCGGAGACAAACCACCUGUCCCCGGAGACAAACCACCUGUCCCCGGAGACAGACACUCUCUAGCCGUGGACAGACCUCCCCGGCCCGGGGACAGACCACCUCUGCCGUGGGACAGAGCUCCCCUGCCCGGGGACAGAGCUCCCCUGCCCGGGCCGCUGCGGUGUCUGCUCGCGGAGUCCGUGGAUGACGCGGAGGGGCUGUGCGUGGCCGUGGAGCGCUGUCCUCUCUGCGGGACGUCCCGGAGGAGACUCACCUGCGCCCGCUGCGUCCAGACCGGGGACUUUGUUCAUCUGAACGGCCGCGGGACAGAGAGAUACUCAGAGAAAGUGGAGCGUCUGAAGAAGCUGAGGGAGGAGAAGGACGUGCUGCUGCGGAGAGUGAUGGAGGCCAUGGACAAGAAGAUCCACGCAGAUGAGAGGAAGUGGAAGGUGAUGUCGUCCAGAGGAAGAAUCCAGCAGCUGAAGGAGGCGGUGACUCUGAGCAACCAACAACUCAAGAACGACGUGGAUCUUCUGUCCCGCUCUCACGAGGAGGUGCAGCGUCUCCAGAGAAGAGCCGGACGUCAUCAGGAAAAACGAGACAAGAUCGAGCGUCACAACAAACGUCUGAGCGACCUGAAGGACAAACGCUCCAAAGACCUGAGCUCACGACUCGAGCAGCUCAGUCAGGUCAGAAGAACCCACGUCCACGAGCUCACCAGCCACAUCUUCAGCCUGCAGGAGGACAAGAUCUCCAGCAGGGAGGAGGACUCUGCGGGGACGGUCAGUGAGUUGGCCGAGGCUCGGAGGACGACGUAUCUCUCUGGACGUUGGAUCUGGGACGAUCAGAACGGAGACACGUCCAUCAGCAUCACCUGUCCCUCAGUGCACCUGCCCAGCAACGGGGACUGCUCCGCCUACUACAGCCCCGGGACCGCCCCCCAGGCAGCAGGCCCCGCCCCCGCCGCCCCAGAGACAGAGUUGGAGCCGUUGAACCCGGUCCACACCAUCAGCGCGGCGCUCUGCUACACCACCCAGCUCACCACCAUCCUCUCCCACAUCCUGGACAUCACCCUGCCCAAGAAGCUCUGCCACAGUGAGUUCUGUGGAGAGAACCUGAGCAGAUACAGAUUCACCAGAGCCCUGAACAAACUCAACACCAACGUCCUGCACCUCUGCUUCUCCCAGUUGGUGGACAGUGAGAAGCUCCAUCCUCACCACACUCUGAGGAACCUCAUGUUCCUCGUGUCUCCUGCCAACCAGCACCUGGGCAGGACGGGGCCGUUCGAGGUGUACGGGGGUCUGGAGGAGUCCAUGGAGUUCCUGGAGCCGGAGGGAGGUCCUCUGGAGGAGAGCGGAGAAGAAACUGUCACAGACGAAGAAACUGACCUGGGAACAGACUGGGAGACUGUCCCCUCCCCCAGGUUCUGUGACAUCCCCUCACAGCCCAUGGAGUUGUCUCAAAGUGCUCUGCAGGUGUCUCAGCCGUCGACUCACACUGGGGGGAUGAUUUCAUCUGCAGCAGCGUCCGUCACCUCCUGGUUCAGAGCUUAUACAGGUCAACGCUAGAACUGGACCUGGACCUGGACCUGGACCAGGACCGGGACUACACAGGUCAACGCUAGACUUGGGUCGGGACUAAAACAGGGUCUGAACCAGGACUAAACCAGGACUACACAGUGCUAGACCAAGUCUAAACCCGAGACUGAUCCAGGGACUGAUCCAGGGACUGAUCCAGGACUAAACCAGGACUAAACCAGGACUAAACCAGGACUAAACCAGGACUAAACCAGGACUAAACCAGGACUAAACCAGGACUUGAUCACCAGCUCAGACUGUCUAUAUGAAAAGAACCCUGUAAAGUCCUGGUCCAGACCGUGGUCCUGGAUGGUCUGGGUCCUGGACUUGGACUUUGGACCAGGUGUGCGUGAUGUUCUCUCCUGCCCCUGGUGGACACUGGUGGAACUGUCCGAGCUUCAGUGUGAAACGUCUUUUCAUUUUAAAAGUGCCACAAAACUGUUUGUUUGUUUUUUGCUGCUGAAGACGAAGAGUUUAGGCCGAGUCGGAGCAACAGGUGAAAGUGAAAACUGACAAAACAAAACGAGCUUCACUCUGUUUUAUGUUUGAGAUUUGAGUGAAGAUCUGCCUCUGUUUUUCUUUGGUUUUUCUGUUGUUUUUUUGGUUUUGUUCGUUGGUGUUUGGACGAAGAUUCAACUCAUCAAACUGAUUCUGUUUCUGUGGAGUCACAACCUCAUGAAUCUACAAACACACAAAAACACACACACACACACACAAACACACAAAACA